UCACCGCUGCUGCUGCUAUUUUCCGCAUCUCGACGUUGAGGAGAAAGCCGAGGAGGAGGAGGUUUUGUCAGGUGGUAACGCUGGUGGGGGGGAGAGGAGCGGGUCCGUCCUAUGGAUGUCAUCAUCAUCCUCCUCAGCAGCCGCAGCCAGGCCAGCACUUCCCGGCCCGGCACUUAAUCGGCGGCAUCCUCGGCUCGGCUCGGCUUGCACUUGCCGGUGCUAAGCAAGCCGGGGACGAGCACUCGAUCGCCGGGAGACACAAAGGUCCGUCCUCGGCAUUCGCGCGGAAGGGUGUUGGUGGCGUCAUGGCGAAUGCUUCGCCGGACCUGGACAACGCCGAUGCCCAGCGCCAGCUCAACAACAACAACCGGCCCAUCAGUUCGGCAUUUUGGGAAACAGAGUGCACCAGCGCCAAGUUGUUUGAGUGCUCCCGCAUCAAAGCCCUGGCCGAGGAGCGAGAUGCCGUCCAGAAGAAGACGUUCACUAAAUGGGUUAACUCCCACCUGGCCCGAGUGUCCUGCCGCAUCUCAGACCUCUACAAUGACCUGCGCGAUGGCUACAUGCUCACGCGGCUGCUCGAGGUUCUCAGCGGGGAGCUGCUGCCGAGGCCGACACGAGGCCGCAUGCGCAUCCACUCUUUGGAGAAUGUGGACAAAGCCCUCCAGUUCCUUAAGGAGCAGAGGGUCCACCUGGAGAAUGUAGGCUCACAUGACAUUGUGGACGGCAACCACCGCCUCACACUGGGCCUCAUCUGGACCAUCAUCCUCCGCUUCCAGAUCCAAGUGAUCAAAAUUGCCACAGCUGACAACAGAGAGACACGCUCGGCCAAGGACGCUCUGCUGCUCUGGUGCCAGAUGAAGACUGCCGGGUACCCUGAAGUGAACAUCCAGAACUUCACCAGCUGCUGGAGGGAUGGCCUGGCCUUCAAUGCACUCAUACACAGGCACAGACCGGAUCUGAUUGCGUUUCACAAGUUGACCAGGUCCAACGCUACUCACAACUUGCAGCAGGCCUUCAACGUCGCUGAGCAGAACCUGGGCCUCACCAAGCUGCUGGACCCUGAGGAUGUGAACACGGAGAACCCCGAUGAAAAGUCCAUCAUCACCUACGUGGUCUCCUACUACCACUACUUCUCCAAGAUGAAAGCUCUUAUCGUGGAGGGCAAGAGAGUCGGCAAGGUCCUGGACAACUGCAUCGAGGCCGAGAAGCUGGUGGGCCGGUAUGAGGCAUUGGCGUCAGACCUGCUGGACUGGAUUGAGAAGACCAUUGCUGUCAUUGGCAACCAGAAGUUUGCCAACUCGCUGACCGGCGUUCAGCAGCAGCUGCAGGCCUUCACCACCUACUGCACCGUCGAGAAGCCAAUCAAGUUCCAGGAAAAGGGCAACCUCGAGGUACUUCUCUUCACCAUUCAAAGCAAACUAAGAGCUAACAACCAGAAAGCCUACAUGCCUCAUGAGGGAAAGCUCAUCUCCGACAUCAACAAGGCGUGGGAACGACUAGAGAAAGCGGAGCACGAGAGGGGUGUGGCCAUGCGUAAGGAGCUGAUUCGCCAGGAGAAGCUGGAGCUGCUGGCUCAGCGCUUUGACCACAAGACCACCAUGAGACAAGCGUGGCUCAAUGAGAACCAGAGACUCGUGUCGCAGGACAACUUUGGCUAUGAUCUCCCUGCGGUUGAGGCGGCCAUGAAGAAGCACGAGGCCAUCGAGGCGGAUAUCGCCUCGUAUGAGGAGCGAAUUGGCGUGGUGGUGGAGCUGGCCACCGAGAUGGAGGUGGAGAGCUACUACGACAUCCGCCGCAUCUUGGCCCGCAAAGAGAACAUCCUGGGACAGUGGAGUCUGCUGAAGGAGCUGCUGGUGGGCAGGCGAACCCGGCUGGAGAAGAACCUGGCCCUGCAGAAGACCUUCCAGGACAUGGUCUACAUGAUCGACUGGAUGGAGGACACACAGGCCCAACUGUUGUCCAAGGACUUUGGGAAGCAUCUUCUGGAGGUGGACGACCUGCUGCAGAAGCACAGCCUGCAGGAAGCCGACAUUGGGGUGCAGGCUGAGAGGGUGGAGACACUCAAUGCUGCUGCACUCAAAUUUACAACCAUUGAGGGUUACCAGCCAUGCGACCCGCAAGUGAUCUGUAACCGGGUCAAUCACGUGUCGUCCUGCCUAGAGGAGCUGAAGGAGUUGGCAGCCAAGCGACGCUCUGAGUUGGAGGAGUCCAGGCAGCUAUGGGCCUUUUUCCAGGUACUGGAGGAGUCUGAGGUGUGGAUUCGGGAAAAGAGCUCCAUCCUGGGGGCUCAGGGCUAUGGGAAAGACCUCAGCAGCGUGCUCAAGUUACUCCAGAAACACAAGACCCUCGCCGGAGAACUAAUGGCCCACCGAGCCUUGCUGGAGACGACCAUCGAGCGUGGUCAGCAGAUUCUGAAUGAGAAGAGCUUGGGCACAGCGGGCAUCCAUGAGCGCAUCCUGGACGUGACGGAUGAGUGGACGCGGCUAGAAGAGCAGGCAGCGCAACGCCUCGCCCACCUACAGGAAGCGCUCAACUUCUUCCAGUUCUCGACCGAGACUGAGGACCUGGUGGUGUGGCUGCAGGACUCGUACCGUCUGGUCUCCAGCGAGGACUUCGGUCAUGAUGAGUACUCCACAUGCUCGCUACUCAAGAAGCACCGAAGUGUCAGCGAGGACAUCGACAAGCAUCGGCUGCAUGUGGUGGCGCUGCGCAAGCACUUGCCGUUGCUGCCGCUGCGCUACAGAGAACAAGAGGACGUGCAGGUUCGGGUAGUGGAAGUGGAACAACUGUACACGGAGGUGGUGGAGGUGGCCGUACUCCGCCAGCAAUGGCUCCACGACGCCCUGGCUGUCUAUCGCAUGUUCAGCGAAGUCAAUGCUUGCGAGCUCUGGAUAGAUGAAAAGGAGCAAUGGCUCAACAAAAUGGAGAUCCCUGAGAACCUGGAGGACGUGGAAGUGGUGGCGCACAGGUUUGAGUCCUUGGACCAGGAGAUGAAUAGCCUAAUGGGGAGGAUCUUGGAUGUCAACCAGAUAGUCCAGCAGCUUCUGGAUGGGGGACAUCCGUCCUCCACGGAGGUCAGAGGCUGUCAGGACCACCUCAACUCCAGGUGGAACAGCAUCGUGGGUCUGGUGGAGCAGAAGAAGAACCAGCUGGACAGCAUGCAGCGUCUUCAGAACUACCUACUGGAGUGUAGCGAGAUCAAGUCUCAGAUCCAGGAGAAGCGCAAGGCCAUCGACGCGACACAGUACGCCGGCAGCGAUCUGGGCGGCGUCCUGGCUCUGCAGCGCCGCCUCUCCACGAUGGAGGGGGCGCUGUCUGUGCUGGAGCCCAAGUUGAUGCACCUACAGGAAGAAGCAGAGCACCUUGCCACAGCCCACGCUAACCGGGCCACGGAGGUCCUACUUCCCUUCGACGGCAUCAGCGUGGAGUGGGAAGAGCUUAAACGCACCCUGCAAGGCUGCGAGGACUCGCUUAUGGUGGCCAGCAGACUGCAAAGUUUCAUCCAGGACCUGGACUUGUUUCUGACCUGGCUGGUCCAAACUCAGACGUCCGCGGCCUCGGACCAGCUGCCUAAUGACUUGGAGGAAGCCGAGAGACUCAUCAAUAAACACGCCGCACUCAAGGAGGAAAUUGGACGUUACGAGGAGGACUACGAGCGUCUGCAGGCGAUGAACGAGCUGCUGGAGUCGGAGGAGGCGCCUCUUCCGCAGGCCGCCCUGCAGCAGUGGCUGCAGAAACUGGACGUGGGCUGGAACAAGCUGCUGGAAAUGUGGGAGAGCCGGCGGGACGUCCUGGUGCAGGCACAUAUAUUCCACCUGUUCCUGCGCGAUGUCAAACAGGCAGAGUCCUUCAUCAACAACCAGGAGUCAGCGCUGGCCCACGUGGAGCUUCCCACCACAGUGGAAACAGUGGAGGCUGCGGUGAAGAAGCACAAGGACUUCACCACCACCAUGGAGCUCAACCUGCAUCGCAUCAAGGCUGUCAUUGAGGCCGGCGAGAGCCUCAUCAGCCAGAACAACAUCUACUCGGAGCGCAUACGACAGAGAGUAGACAUGCUUGCCAACAGGGGCAACCAGAACCGCGAGCAGGCUCAUCAGUGGUUGGAAAAACUCAAUCACCAGUGGGCUCUCCAGAGAUUCCUCCAGGACUGUCACGAGCUGGGCAACUGGGUGAGCGAGAAGAUGCUGAUGGCGAGGGACGGAAACUGCGAUGACAUGCAGAAGCUUCACAAGAAAUGGCUCAAGCACCAGGCCUUCAUGGCAGAGCUAGCACAGAACAAAGAGUGGCUGGACAAGAUUGAGAGGGAGGGCCAGCACUUGAUCCAGGAGAAGCCUGAGCUGAGCCCGCUGGUGCGUCAGAAAUUGGAGGAAAUUCGCCAGUGCUGGCUGGACCUGGAGAGCACCACGCAAGCCAGGGCCCAGCAGCUCUUCCAGGCCAACAAGGCCGACCUGCUGGCACAGAGCUACCGCAGCCUGGACCAGAGGCUGGGGCAGAUGGAGGGCCAGCUGGCCUACGUGGACUGCGGCCAUGACCUGGCCACUGUCAACAGGCAGCUGAAAAAAUUGCAGAACAUGGAGUACCAGAUGGAGGAGUGGUACCAGGAGGUUGGUGAGCUGCAGGCUCAGGCGUCCGCUGUGCCGCAACAGACACGAGCCAAGGAGACGGUGGCUGAGCAGCAGGCAGCGGUCGAGGCUCGCAUGGUGCGCCUCAUCGAACCUCUCAAGGAGCGCAGACGACUGCUGCUGGCCUCCAAGGAGGUGCACCAGGUGGGACGAGACCUGGAGGAUGAGAUGUUGUGGGUGCAGGAGCGCCUCCCACUGGCCAUGAGUCAGGAACAUGGCUCCUCCCUGCAGUCGGUGCAGCAGCUCAUGAAGAAGAAUCAGACUCUCCAAAAGGAGCUCCAGGGCCACCUUAGCCGUGUGGAGGAGGUCUUGGAGCGUGCAGCCAUCUUCGCUUCGGUCCGGAGUCCCGAGGCAAAUGCUGUCCAUGUGGGUCACGAGCAGCUGUCCCAGCUCUGGGCGCUGCUCUGGGCCGAAACGGAACGUCGGCAGCUGGUGCUGGACGCCAUGUACCAGGCGCAGCAGUACUACUUUGACACGGCCGAGGUGGAAGCCUGGCUCAGUGAGCAGGAGCUGCACAUGAUGAAUGAGGAGAAAGGGAAGGACGAGCCGAGUACCUUGCAGCUGCUGAAGAAGCACCUGGUCCUGGAACAGACCAUCGAGGACUAUGCUGAGACCAUUGGGCUGCUGUCUCAGCAGUGUCGGCAGCUGCUGGAGAUGGGACACCCUGACUGGUUAGCGAACAAACACACAAUGCAAUCUAUAGACUUUUUGGACAAACUCAAAGACAUAUUAGAUCAGCGCAAGAGCCGCCUGGAGCAGCAGUACUGGCUCUACCAGCUCAACCGCGAGGUGGAUGAGCUGGAGCAAUGGAUCGCUCAGAGGGAAGUGGUGGCUAGUUCGCCCGAGCUGGGACAGGACUUUGAGCAUGUCAGCUUGCUCCAGGAGAAAUUUACAGAGUUUGCAUCAGAGACAGGCAGCGUGGGUCAGGAACGCGUGACGGCUGUCAAUCAAAUGGUGGACGAGCUUAUCGAUUACGGCCAUGCCGAGGCUGCCGUCAUCGCCGAGUGGAAGGACGCCGUCAACGAGUCAUGGGCUGAACUGCUGGAGUUGAUAGAGACACGAGCACAGAUGCUGGCUGCCUCGCACCAGCUGCACAAGUUCUUUGCCGACUGCCGGGAGGUUCUGUCUCAGAUUGAGGACAAGCACCGCAGGUUACCGGAGGUGCGCAUCUGUCAGAGCAGUACGGCCAACACCAGCACGCUGCAAAGGCUGCUGCACGGCUUCGAGCAGGAUAUCCAACUGCUGGUCACUCAGGUGCGUCAGCUGCAGGAGAGCGCGGCCCAGUUGAGGACCGUGUAUGCCGGUGAGAAAGCGGAAGCCAUUGCCUGCCGCGAGCACCAAGUUAUGCAAUGCUGGAAGGAGCUGCUCACCUCGUGCGAGGAGUGUCGGCUACAGAUCACCACUGAGACGGACAAGCUCAGGUUCUUGGGCCUUGCUCGCGAUCAGAUCAUGUGGAUGGACUCCAUCCUCUGCCAGAUCAACACGGGGGAGAAGCCAAGGGACGUGUCAUCUGUAGAAGUUCUGAUGAACUAUCACCAGAGUCUGAGGAACGAGGUGGACGCCCGGAGUCAGAGUGUGAUGGAAUGUAUCGACAUGGGAAAGAUGCUGCUGGCGGCAAGGAACCCUGCAGCUCACCAGAUCAAGGAGAAGCUGGACCAGGUUGUCGCUAAGCAACACGAGCUGUCUGUGAAGUGGGACAAGCACUGGGAGGCCCUCCAGCAACUGCUGGAGGUUCACCAGUUUGCUCAGGAGGCGGUGGUGGCGGAGGCGUGGCUGACGGCGCAGGAGCCCCUGGUCAGCAGCAGGGAGCUGGGAGGCAGCGUGGAUGAGGUGGAGCAGCUCAUACGUCGACACGAAGCCUUCCGCAAAGCCGCCGCCACUUGGGAGGAACGAUUCAGCUCACUUAGACGGCUUACCACGGUGGAGAAGCUGAAAGCCGAGCAAAGCAAACAACCGGCAACGCCUCUGCUGGGCCGUAAAGUCUUCCUGGCCCCCCAGGAUGCACCCCCAGCUCCCCCUCCCAGCCCCCCCCGCCUGCCCCUCUCCCCUGUCAUGAGACAGACCAUCUAUGAGCAGAACGAGGCCAGCACACCGCCCUCCCCCUCGCCCGCUACACCGACGUCAUCCCCCUCGAGAGUCCGAUAUCCCGUCCAUCCCGCCCAUUCGUCCAUCUUGUCCGUGGCCACGGCCGCCAUGUUGGUCUCGGCCAAUCAGGCACGAGAAAGCAGCAGGAAGGCGGGUCACCUUCAAGCCAAGCUGGAAGUGGACGCCAAGCCCUCGCCGUACCUCCGCCAACCCAAAAUCAAACACCUGGACGACGCUGUGACACCCCUCCUUGUUGCCAGCCGGCUGGAGAAGGUUCGGGAGAAAGGCAGGGAGAUGAUAACAGAGAGAGCCGAAGUCGCCGUGAUGGCCGAGGUGGUCCUCCAGGAGCCUAACCGUGACCGGCUCUAUGGAGGGCCAAAGACCUUCAGGACUAACCCUGAGCCGCAGGUCCAUACUCAGACUGUCCAGCUGGAGUGUCAGAUGUCUCCCGAGCAGCUGAUUCAGGCCCGCAAGAACGAGCUUCCUCAGGAGGUGUGGAGGGAACACACCGAGCGGCGGGAGCGGCGGACCCUGGAGAGGCAGACAUCCAGCGAACAGGAAGGACACGGAAGCCACGAGGGCCGGAGAAGGGAGCGAGACCGGCACCGGCUGGAGAGGCAGGAAUCCAGCGAGCACGACACUGGCAAGGAACAGUCUGACAGACGCUCAGGAGGAGGAGAGAGGAGAGCCACCAUGGCAGAAAUAGUGGAGCAGCUUCAGGAGAGAGAAGCAGCACAGGCCCGAGGCGAGGUUUCCCACCUGCCAAACGGCCUACCAGAGAAGUCUUCCCGUCCUGACCGGCCUCGAGCUCGGGACAGACCCAAACCACGGCGCCGGCCGCGACCCAAAGAGACAGGAGAAACCACGCGGCGUUCUCGCUCGGCUCCAGCUCAGAGUGGCCCCGCGGCCCCCCAGCCACCCACACACAGUGCACAUCAUGAGGGUUUCCUCUUCCGCAAGCUAGACAUUGAGAGCCUAAAGAAGAGCACCAACAGCAGGUCUUGGGUGAACCUGUACUGCAUACUGCACAAAGGCGGGCUGGGCUUCUACAAGGAUGCCAAGAACACCGCCACGGCAUACAACAACGAGCCAAUGCUCAACCUUGCCCACUGCCAUUGCGAUGUCACCAACGGAUACAAGAAGAAGAAGAAUGUCUUCACGCUCAAGACGAAGGAUGGGAGCGAGUUCUUAUUCCACGCUAAAGACGAAGAGGACCUGAAGACGUGGGUGAGCAGUAUUGGCAGCAGCAUCGCGGAACACGAGGAGAUGGCCAAGUGGGGCCUCCCCCAAGCAACUACCUCAUCCACCGAUGAGGGCACGCGGCACGACGGCAGCAAGGCUGGCUCGGAGCGUGGCGGCGAGCGAUCAGACCGAGCCGAGAAGGCAGAGAAGGCGGAAAAAGAGAAAGAAAAGGACAAGGAACGGGACAAAGACAGGGCAGAGCGCUCAGAUCGCGGUAGAAAGGUGGAAGCCAAACGCUCAGAGAAGUCCAGUAAGAAAAAAUGAUGUCUUCUCACCGCCUCCCACGUGGAAGCGCUUGGAUGCAACGUGACGCAGGAAAGAAGAACUGUUUGAACUGACUUCUUCUCCUACUGUGUCUACGCCGUAACUCGGCCAACUGGCUGUGCAGGGAAGUGGAGCGGGAAGAUGAUUGCCGCUUGUGAGACAGAAUAUCAAGUAGCUUGCGCUGUUCCUAUUCUGAUUGCUUUUAUGAACUGUGUGUGUGUGCGUGUGCGUGUGUGUGUGUGUGUGUGUGUGUGUGUGAGUGUGUGUGUGUGUGCGCGUGUGUGUGUGCGUGCGUGAGUGCGUAGAGUUCAGAGUAAUAGCAGUGUAAUUAAAAAAGUGAGUAAACCUCAAAAUUCUGACAAUAGCAAUUUUUUGUUUUCAGUACCAGCAAAUUUAUUCGCAACACUUUGAAUCCAAAUAAACAUCAAAGAAAAAAAUAUAUCAAAGAUGUUACUCCUUUGAAGAACAUGAAAGAAAAAAAGAGAGAAACUAUCAACUAAAAAAUAUGUGAAGAUUUUAACAUUUCUGUGAUGCAAUACACAUGUGAAGCACGCUACAGUUGGUUGAAAAUGUCUGAAAAUUCUGGAGUUGGUCCCAAAGGUCCAUCUUUGAAGAUUCUGCAGAACAAAAAUGCUUUAAUAAUUUACGAUAAAUAAUAAAUAAUCUUCCUUAAAGACUCAUAAGUGAGUUCAAAAGGAGUGGGCUAACAUCUGGCACCUGUGAAUUGGUAUGACACAUAGAUGUGAGGCACUUUUUUAAACACACUGCUAUUUAUACCGAACACAACUGUGUCUUUUAGUGGAGGAAGCCCUCUAUCUGAAAUUGAUCUCAUUGAUCAUACCACGAAAAUCAUCCAAAUUUCUCUUUUUUUUUUUUUUGUUUCCAUCAAAUGGGAAUCUGGUUGAUGUGUACGUCUGUCCAUUGCUCUCAGGUUUCUAACAUGUGUUGUAAGCGUGUGCUUGGUGUGUUCAAAUGUCUUCCAGAUGUGUGGUUCCAAACCAACAGAAAUGUCAGCGGAGUGGAAGCAAGGAAUGUUGAAUGAAUGAUUGAAUGGAUGGACAAAUGAAUGAAUGGAUGGCAGACCGGAAACCGCUUCAGCUGUCACACCUUUUGACUUUGCAUGUCUGAUUCGACGUGAAAUCACAUGUAGGAAAAAAAUAAAAACAAAACACUCAUUUGUUUCACGCCUCUA
Molecule: messenger RNA, 9405 nt
Organism: Hippocampus comes (tiger tail seahorse)
Lineage: Eukaryota; Metazoa; Chordata; Actinopteri; Syngnathiformes; Syngnathidae
Gene: sptbn4b
Product: spectrin, beta, non-erythrocytic 4b
Exons: 44
Coding region: 306-8213 (2635 amino acids)
Cellular component (GO): spectrin
Molecular function (GO): structural constituent of cytoskeleton; actin binding; phospholipid binding
Source: RefSeq, a predicted model, not a curated record